This is a messenger RNA of Eptesicus fuscus (big brown bat), 2061 nucleotides long. RefSeq names its product interleukin 1 receptor accessory protein like 1 (gene IL1RAPL1). The record is from RefSeq and is a predicted model, not a curated record. Lineage: Eukaryota; Metazoa; Chordata; Mammalia; Chiroptera; Vespertilionidae. The transcript has 11 exons. Gene Ontology annotation, biological process: signal transduction; negative regulation of exocytosis. Bases 1 to 2061 code for a protein of 686 amino acids.
AUGGGACAGCGGGAGGACACAAACAUUCAGUCUAUAGCAAAAGAGAACUCAGCUGAUGGAUGCACCGAUUGGUCUAUUGACAUCAAGAAAUAUCAAGUUUUGGUCGGAGAACCUGUUCGAAUCAAGUGUGCACUCUUUUAUGGUUAUAUCAGAGCAAAUUACUCCCUAGCCCAAAGCGCUGGACUCAGUUUGAUGUGGUAUAAAAGCUCUGGUCCUGGAGAUUUUGAAGAGCCAAUAGCCUUCGAUGGAAGUAGAAUGAGCAAGGAAGAAGACUCCAUUUGGUUCCGGCCAACGUUACUCCAGGACAGUGGUCUUUAUGCCUGUGUCAUCAGGAACUCCACCUAUUGUAUGAAAGUAUCCAUCUCACUUACUGUGGGCGAAAAUGACACUGGACUCUGCUAUAAUUCCAAGAUGAAGUACUUUGAUAAAGCUGAACUUAGCAAAAGCAAGGAAAUUUCAUGCCGUGACAUAGAAGAUUUUUUACUACCAACCAGAGAACCUGAAAUCCUAUGGUAUAAGGAAUGUAGGACAAAAGCAUGGAGGCCAAGUAUUGUAUUCAAAAGAGAUACUCUGCUUAUAAGAGAAGUCAGAGAAGAUGACAUUGGAAACUAUACAUGUGAAUUAAAAUAUGGAGGCUUUGUCGUGAGAAGAACCACUGAAUUAUCUGUUACAGCUCCUCUGACUGAUAAGCCACCCAAGCUUUUGUAUCCUAUGGAAAGUAAACUGACCAUUCAGGAGGCUCAGCUGGGUGACUCAGCUAAUCUAACCUGCAGAGCUUUCUUUGGGUACAGUGGAGAUGUCAGUCCUUUAAUUUAUUGGAUGAAAGGAGAAAAGUUUAUUGAAGAUCUGGAUGAAAAUCGAGUUUGGGAAAGUGACAUUAGAAUUCUCAAGGAGCAUCUUGGGGAACAGGAAGUUUCCAUCUCAUUAAUUGUGGAUUCUGUACAAGAAGGUGACUUGGGAAAUUACUCUUGUUAUGUUGAAAAUGGAAAUGGACGUCGGCAUGCCAGCAUUCUCCUUCACAAACGGGAGCUGAUGUACACAGUUGAACUUGCUGGAGGGCUUGGUGCUAUCCUUUUGCUGCUUGUUUGUUUGGUGACCAUCUACAAGUGCUACAAAAUAGAAAUCAUGCUCUUCUACAGGAAUCACUUCGGGGCUGAAGAGCUGGAUGGAGACAAUAAAGAUUAUGACGCAUACUUGUCCUACACCAAAGUGGAUCCUGACCAGUGGAAUCAAGAGACUGGGGAAGAAGAACGCUUUGCUCUUGAAAUCCUACCUGAUAUGCUUGAGAAGCACUAUGGAUAUAAGUUGUUUAUACCAGACAGAGAUUUAAUUCCAACUGGAACAUACAUUGAAGAUGUAGCAAGGUGUGUAGAUCAAAGCAAGCGGCUGAUUAUUGUCAUGACCCCAAAUUACGUAGUCAGAAGGGGCUGGAGCAUCUUUGAGCUGGAGACCAGACUUCGAAACAUGCUUGUGACUGGAGAAAUUAAAGUGAUACUAAUUGAAUGCAGUGAACUGAGAGGAAUUAUGAACUACCAGGAGGUGGAGGCCCUCAAGCACACCAUCAAGCUCCUGACGGUUAUUAAAUGGCAUGGACCAAAAUGCAACAAGUUGAACUCUAAAUUCUGGAAACGUUUACAAUAUGAAAUGCCUUUUAAGAGAAUAGAACCCAUUACACACGAGCAGGCUUUAGAUGUUAGUGAGCAGGGGCCUUUCGGGGAGCUGCAGACUGUCUCGGCCAUUUCCAUGGCUGCAGCCACCUCCACAGCUCUAGCCACUGCCCAUCCAGAUCUCCGUUCCACCUUUCACAACACGUACCAUUCACAAAUGCGUCAGAAACACUACUACCGAAGCUAUGAGUAUGAUGUACCUCCUACCGGCACCCUGCCUCUUACCUCCAUAGGAAAUCAGCAUACCUAUUGUAACAUCCCUAUGACACUCAUCAAUGGGCAGCGGCCACAGACAAAAUCCAGCAGGGAGCAGAAUCCAGACGAGGCCCACACAAACAGUGCCAUCCUGCCGCUGUUGCCAAGGGAGACCAGUAUAUCCAGUGUGAUUUGGUGA